Ceratosolen solmsi marchali is the source of this 891-nucleotide messenger RNA. RefSeq names its product ADP-ribose pyrophosphatase, mitochondrial. The transcript has 2 exons. Gene Ontology annotation, molecular function: ADP-ribose diphosphatase activity. Bases 12 to 878 code for a protein of 288 amino acids. Lineage: Eukaryota; Metazoa; Arthropoda; Insecta; Hymenoptera; Agaonidae. The record is from RefSeq and is a predicted model, not a curated record.
AUAGUCAUUUUAUGAAGCGUGGGAUUUUAAAAAUGAUCCAUAAAAAAUGUAGAAAUAGUAUUUAUCCAUCAUCGAAUGUUAAAAGAUUUACGGUUCCCGAUGAGAAAGUUUUGUGGAAUACAAGUUUUUCGGAAUAUUGUCCUGUUGAAUAUACAUCAAAAGUUUUACAAGGAAAGCCUUGGGCUGAUCCAAAUAUUGAAGAUUCAAAUUUUCAACCUAAAUGGAAUACGGUCGAUAUCACUGGUAAAAUUAAUCGAGUAAGUUUUGUAACUCUGUAUUCCAUUGACAAAAACAAUUGUCCUCUGAAUCCAAUUGGACGUACUGGGAUCAAAGGUAGAGGUAUAUUGGGACGAUGGGGUCCAAAUCAUGCAGCAGAUCCAAUCGUUACAAGAUGGAAAAGAAAUAAAGAUAAGUGUGUGCAAAUGGAUAAAAUUACGAAUAAACCUAUAUUACAGUUUGUCAGUAUUCAAAGAAGAGAUUCGGGAGAAUGGGCCUUACCAGGUGGGAUGGUUGAUCCGGGUGAAAAAGUAACUGCUACAUUACUUAGGGAGUUUAUGGAAGAGGCUAUGAAUUCUCUUGAAAAAAAUCAGUCAGAGUUAGAAAAUGCUAAGCAAUGCAUGGAGAGAUUUUUCGAGCGUGGUGAAGAAAUUUAUAAAGGCUACGUUGAUGACCCAAGAAAUACCGAUAAUGCUUGGAUGGAGACCAUUGCCUUCAAUUUUCAUGAUGACAGCGGUGACACUUUUGGUAACUUAAGUUUAGAAGCUGGCGAUGAUGCAAAAAGUGUUAGAUGGACUGAUAUUAGUGACGAGUUAAUUCUUUACGCUAAUCAUAAAGAUUUUCUAUUGAAAUCGGCUGAAAAGCAUAAUGCUCAUUGGUAAAUAUUUUGUUUUA